Oryzias melastigma (Indian medaka) is the source of this 3249-nucleotide messenger RNA. It is a transcript of the gene gpr173, whose product is annotated as G protein-coupled receptor 173. Gene Ontology annotation, molecular function: G protein-coupled receptor activity. Gene Ontology annotation, biological process: G protein-coupled receptor signaling pathway. The transcript is spliced from 2 exons. Gene Ontology annotation, cellular component: plasma membrane. NCBI's taxonomy places the organism in Eukaryota, Metazoa, Chordata, Actinopteri, Beloniformes, Adrianichthyidae. The record is from RefSeq and is a predicted model, not a curated record. The coding region runs from base 799 to 1962 and encodes 387 amino acids.
GAACUUUAGUCAUUUUCUUGGUUUGGGAAUCUCCCCGUUUGUGAGACAAAAUGUUGGAGAUGCUUUUGAUCCCCUCUUUCGUGUCAUUUGUUUGGGGUGGGGUCCUCCCUCCCCCGCAGAGGCCAUGCCGCCCCUGUCCAGGGAGCGGGCUCGCAUUCCUCCGGAGUUUCCUUCGCUCCGGCAGCCGCACACUGCGCCAGCUCCGUGACGCGGCGGGCGGGCGGAACCUCUCCCACCUGCCGGUCAGAACAGGACAUUCCUGCUGGUGCCGGGCCGCCGGGGCCGGUACCGCCCUGCAGUUCCCGAGCAGGACUUCCGGAUCCGCGCAGGCCCCCGAAGACUUGGAUGACGGAUCGGCGGGAGGUUCGGUUCGGCUCGGGCUGGCUGCAGCGAUGCGCGGAGUUCUGCAGGAGCGGCGGUGCGCACGGGGCUGCACGCGCGCCCUGACACGCGGGCUGGCAUCAUGACCGCGCGCUCGCACGAGCGGAUGGAGCAGAGCCCGGGGCCCGGACCGGCGGCGCUGCGGCGGACGUGAUGGUUUUCUGGGGGGAGACGUGGGGGAUCCGCCGGUCUGUAACCGCAUCGGAGGAUCUCUGCAGACUGCGGCAGGCUGCUGGAGAGCGGUCCUUCAAAACAAAGGGACUGUCCUUGAAAUGGGGCCAUGUGGACUGAAGUGCUUCUGCUGGUUGUGAGCCUCAAAAAGGAAGCCACCACGAGGACAACGCUACAUCGACUUGCUGAGAGGGAGAGCGGUUGGGUUUGGGCUUCACACGGGCCACUGUGGGUUGAGGAGCAUCCAUGGCCAAUGGAAGUGAGAGCAGUGAGGUUCUUGUGGAGCCCACGGCGGUGGCGGUGGCGACAGCGGCUGGGAUGUUGCCGGACAGCUCUUCUUCAACUGUGUCGACCUACAUCAAACUAGUGCUCCUUGGGCUGAUCAUCUUCCUCAGUCUGAUGGGGAACCUGAUGGUGUCCCUGCUGGUCUUAAGGAACCGGAUGCUUCAUAAGGCGCCCUACUACUUCCUGCUGGACUUGUGUCUGGCAGACACGAUCCGCUCAGCCAUUUGCUUCCCCUUCGUGCUGGUGUCCAUAAAGAAUGGCUCCGCCUGGACCUACAGCGUGCUGAGCUGCAAAGUGGUGGCCUUCAUGGCUGUGUUGUUCUGCUUCCAUGCUGCUUUCAUGCUUUUUUGUAUCAGCGUGACACGCUACAUGGCCAUUGCACAUUACCGCUUUUAUACCAAGCGAAUGACGUUCUGGACGUGCGUGGCGGUGGUGUGCAUGGUGUGGACUCUGUCUGUGGCGAUGGCCUUCCCACCAGUUUUUGACGUGGGAACUUACAAGUUCAUCCGGGAGGAGGACCAGUGCAUAUUUGAGCAUCGCUAUUUCAAGGCCAACGACACGCUGGGCUUCAUGCUGAUGCUGGCCGUGCUCAUUCUGGCCACGCACGUCGUCUACAUGAAGUUGCUUCUUUUUGAGUACAAGCACCGGAAGAUGAAACCGGUCCAACUGGUUCCAGCUAUUAGCCAGAACUGGACCUUUCAUGGGCCCGGAGCCACAGGCCAAGCAGCAGCCAACUGGAUUGCAGGUUUUGGUCGGGGUCCAAUGCCUCCCACUCUUUUAGGCAUCCGGCAGAAUUUGCACAACCAAAACCGACGCCUGUUGGGCAUGGAAGAGUUCAAGGUGGAGAAACAGCUUGGCCGGAUGUUCUACGUGAUCACACUGCUGUUCCUGCUGCUCUGGUCUCCGUACAUAGUGGCCUGUUACUGGAGAGUGUUUGUCAAGGCGUGUACGAUACCACACCGGUACCUGUCCACCACGGUGUGGAUGAGCUUUGCCCAAGCCGGGGUCAAUCCUAUCGUCUGUUUCUUCCUUAACAAAGACUUGAAGAAAGGGCUUCUUUCUCACCUACCAGCCUGCUGCAGGACUAAACCUCAUCUGCCACCAGAGCCUUAUUGUGUCAUGUGACCAGAGAACGAUCCAAAUGCUGAGAGGGCCACGGGACAGGCGCUGUGUUCUACUUUCUUAAUGUUACAUUUGGUGUGAACAAGUGAAUGUAGUGGGAAAAAAAACAACAAAAAAUGGAAUGCUAAGAAUGUAUUUAAGGCCAAACACUCAUUGACUUUUCCUGAUGAAUUAAUUCCUAAUAAUGGUGUCAACAUGGAAAUCAAGCCAGAGCAACGGUACCAAAACAAGCUGCUCAAGGAACACUUUCAAUGCCGAUUGGCUGAGCCCUGAGCCCCAAAGUUUCAGACGACGACUGAAAUGUUGCAGGUUCUUAAAAGCUGGUUAUUAUUCAGUUAACAUGGUAAUGGAACAAAGAAUAAAGGACAAUAAAGGUUUCCAAUCACACUCAACAGGUUUUUCAGUUCUUUUUAACAUUAUCUUCAAAACUCAUAACUCCUGGAUUUACUGUCACAAUUCCUCGCCAUGAUAGAAGGAGGUUCUCUUCUUUCACUUCUGACCAUAAAAGUUGUUUUAAAUUUAUUUCAUCAGGUAAAAUCAAAUCAGAUUUUUUUUCAGCACAAAGCUGUAUUUAUUAAUACAUUCAGAAUGAUUCCACCUUACUGUUGACACAUUUAUUUUAAUUAACCAGUAGUUUUCAAACUUUCUGCCAGGCUCGCCUAAAAAGUCCUAAACCAUACAUUAUUUAAUCCUUUCAGAGAAAACUUUAUCCAUAUUAUAUGAGCAUAUAUUAUCUUUGGAACACUAAAGAACAAUUUAUUUAUGAAAUAUUAUUUUUGUGAACUCUUUUCAUACCCAGAAGUAAGACGCCUCAAUUUCUGAGGCUCCGCCUUUUGCUCCUUGUGGGUGCUGCCCAUUUCAUGACAUCAUCCUAGAGUCGUCCUCAGCAGCGUGUCUGCAUUUCUCCAACGAAAACAAAGAACAUCCAAACUUUUCUAAGAUGGAGGUGCACACCAUAGACCUGCCUUCAGAAACCCAGGCGCAAAUCAAAUGAACGUUUCGUGGUAAUCUCUACACAGAGAGCACCGACACCAGCAUCUGCACAACCAUGCACGACCUGGGGGCGGGGCUGGCAGCUCACUCUUCCUGAAAGGGGCGGUUUUCACGGUUCUACAUCAGAGUGAGAUAACGUUUUCGUGGGUUGGGAGGGGCGGUUCUUCAGAGGUUUACUCAGAAAUGCUUAAAUAGAUAAAAAUACUGCUUUGGAGUUGUUUAAAGUGAAGAAUGAACAUUAGAGUGUUCCCUCCUUAUUCACGAGGGUCAGGCACCAGAGACAUCUGCAAAUACGAA